UCAGGUUGUCAGGGGAGCUCAAACCUCCGACACACCACCAUGGACUUCUAGAACAUGUUAGACUAAUUAUCCAAUCGAAAUUAACGUUACCCCUCUGCCUCUGACCUUAUCCUUCUUGUUGGGUCGGAUUUGGCAAGAUUCAUGUCUACUCAGAUACUCUGUUCCUAUAUAUAUGUAUAUAUAUGUGUAUAGACAGCCAGAGAGAGAGAGUUGGGCUCUUCCAUGUCCACAGCACGAUGACGGCGACGAAUCAUUGUUUCUUCAAUCUGUGUUUCUUCUUUCUUCUGCUUCUGCUUCUGCUUCCGCUUCCUGCAAGUUUUCAUCCCUUGUGUACUGAUUCAAGAGCUCCUGUUUACGUCAACGAGACGCUUCAGUUCUGCGGGUACAGAGGAAGAGCAUGCUGCGACUCCAGAGAGGAUCUUCAGCUUCAGAGACGGUUCGAAUCCAUGAACGUCUCCGACCCUAAUUGCGCUCCUCUCCUCAAAUCCAUUCUCUGUGCUAAAUGUGAUCAAUUCUCUGGGGAGUUGUUCUCUGGCAGCUUCUUUACCCGACCGGUUCCUCUUCUCUGCGACUCAACCUCUGAAGACAUGUGUUCCAGAGUAUGGGAGACAUGUGAGAAUGUCUCCAUUGUCGGCUCUCCCUUCGCUCCCUCCUUACAAGGCGGAGCCACGCCACCGGUUUCCUCCAACGUAUCCAACCUAUCCGAUCUCUGGAAGUCGAAAACCGACUUCUGUAACGCCUUUGGUGGACCGUCCGGCAACAAAUCCAUAUGUUUCAGUGGUGAACCGACCACGAUGAACGGCACCGACGUCGAGCCUCUACCUCCGCCCAAGGGCAUAUGCCUCGAGAAGAUAGGGAACGGUUCUUACCUCAACAUGGAGGCUCACCCCGACGGCUCGAACCGGGCCUUCUUCUCGAACCAACCGGGCAAGAUUUGGCUGGCGACAAUACCAGAUCAAGAUUCUGGUGAACCGAUGGGCAUACAAGAAUCAAACCCUUUUGUGGAUUUGACAGAUCAAGUCAAUUUCGACACACAGUUUGGGAUGAUGGGCAUGGCGUUUCAUCCCGAGUUCUCACGCAAUGGUCGGUUUUUCGCUUCUUUCAACUGCGACAAGGUUAAGUCCCCUGGAUGCUCGGGCCGAUGCGCUUGUAACUCAGACGUUAACUGUGAUCCGUCUAAGCUUCCAAAGGACGAUGGUUCACAGCCAUGUCGCUACCAAGCUGUCGUUGCUGAAUAUACUGUGAAUGGGUCAUCUUCAAGCCCUUCCACUGCAAAGACUGGGAAAGCAUCGGAAGUGAGGAGGAUCUUUACGAUAGGGUUACCGUUCACAUCAGAUCACGGCGGUCAGAUUCUUUUCGGGCCAGACGGGUAUCUGUAUUUCAUGACGGGAGACGGCGGUGGCAGCACUGAUCCUUACAACUUCGCACAGAGCAAGAAAUCUUUGCUCGGCAAAGUCUUGAGGGUUGAUAUCGACACCAUUCCCAGCGAAUCAGAAAUCUCGAAACUUGGCUUAUGGGGAAACUACUCGAUCCCGAAGGACAACCCUUUUCAAGAAGACGAAGACUUCCAGUCUGAGAUAUGGGCGCUCGGGCUGAGAAACCCGUGGCGCUGCAGCUUCGACGCUGAAAGGCCGUCCUAUUUCAUGUGCGCGGAUGUCGGGAAGGAUACUUACGAAGAAGUGGACAUCAUCACCAAAGGCGGAAACUACGGGUGGCGUGUAUACGAAGGUCCUUACCUUUUCUCGGCUCUAUCUCCGUAUGGCAAGAACGUAUCCGAGGACUCGAGCCUUAUAUUCCCGGUCUUAGGCUACAAUCACUCCGACGUUAACAAGAACGAAGGCUCGGCUUCCAUCAUCGGAGGCUACUUCUAUCGUUCUACCACCGACCCUUGCUCAUACGGCUCAUACCUGUACGCAGAUCUAUACGCAGGCGCGAUGUGGGCGGGCAUCGAGACACCAGAAGGCAGUGGAAACUUCACGGCCUCGGACAUACCGUUCAGAUGCAGCGACGAUUCGCCGAUAAAGUGCACGACCGCGCCAGGAAGCUCGUCUCCUGCUCUUGGUUACAUCUACUCGUUAGGACAAGACAACCUUAAGGACAUAUAUCUUCUGACGAGUUCCGGUGUUUACAGAGUUGUUCGUCCGAGUCGUUGCGGGUUCGCCUGCUCGAAGGAAAAUGUCACUGCUUCUACCGGAAAACAGAGCCCUUCUCCUUCCCCUUCGUCGCCUUCUGGUGCGAGCAGGCUCCUCUUUUCUGAUCUGGAUCUGUCUCUGGUGUUGGUUUGUUCACUGGUUUUCGUAUCUUUAGGGUUGUUUUAAGGUAUGGAUUAUGAAUUGAAAUUAGAAUGGGUGUAGGGUUUUGGGUUUAGAAGAGAGACAAAGACGAAGAUCAUUUGUAGAGUAUUAUGUGUUCGAAUCAAAAUGUGUGUACUGAGACCAGAAAAAUAAAGGAAAAUCGUUUUAAAAAAA
Tarenaya hassleriana is the source of this 2468-nucleotide messenger RNA. Its product is annotated as HIPL2 protein. Bases 183 to 2318 code for a protein of 711 amino acids. The record is from RefSeq and is a predicted model, not a curated record. Lineage: Eukaryota; Viridiplantae; Streptophyta; Magnoliopsida; Brassicales; Cleomaceae. The transcript is spliced from 7 exons.